This is a messenger RNA of Cygnus olor (mute swan), 3444 nucleotides long. RefSeq names its product ligand-dependent nuclear receptor-interacting factor 1-like. The transcript has 4 exons. Gene Ontology annotation, molecular function: nuclear retinoic acid receptor binding. NCBI's taxonomy places the organism in Eukaryota, Metazoa, Chordata, Aves, Anseriformes, Anatidae. Bases 1564 to 3036 code for a protein of 490 amino acids. Gene Ontology annotation, biological process: regulation of DNA-templated transcription. The record is from RefSeq and is a predicted model, not a curated record.
ACAUUUUAAUCAAAAAUAAGGACAAAAUAUUUGAGGGUUUUAAUAUUUUUGUAAACAUAAACUCUUAAGACUCUUGCUGUCUUCAUCUCUGAUGAAGCCAGGGCAGUGGUGAAUCACAGUCAUAAAAUUUACACUGUAAGAUCAUUUCAGAUGGAAAAGAUUUGUAUACAUAAGCUAGAAAUAAUAAGGGAAUCUGUGCUGCUUGUUUCCUAAGUCUGAGGCUCUGCUUUGCAGUUAGUUGGUUUAAAGAUGGAGAAAGAAAGGAAGUUUUUGUUUACAUAUUUCUUGUGUGUGUAAAGAAGGACAUUUUAAGGUAUGUGAAUAUAGUCAUUCUUUUUUUUAAAAGGUGUUGAGGAUCUAGGGUUUGUCAGUGCGAAUGGUCAUCUCUUGAACUAAAGGAAUAACAAAAUUAUACAACUGUGGUCACUGUUGUACAAUAAGGUGUGCACUGACAAAACUGUAAGGUACAAUACAUUUUUCAUCAGUGUGAUUUGCUACUAUUUAAAGUCAAUAAAAUGCUGGAACUGAGACUCCUUUGUUCUUCCAGUACUGAUAGAUAAGGAGAGUCUACUGAUUGCUGUGCAUAGCAGAGAGUUAGGACUGAAGACAUUAUUCAUUUGCAUAACACUUAUAUUAACACAGUUUUCAGUCGUGUGGGAUUGCUAGAUUGGGCUGGUUUUAGAUUCAUCAUAGUCAAGUACCUAUGCUUUUGCUUUUUAAUUCUGAGGGACAGCAUAGUGAAUCAAUGCCCACAUUUUCUGGCCAAACAAGAGAUACAGCAUCUUCCAAGGGCAAAGGAUGUGCCCCAAGAUGACUUAAAAAUUGGUGUGUACAGAUAUGCUUAGAUCAGACAUUCCUAUGACUAGCAGGCUUACUUCACAUUCAGUGCAUACUGUAUAUAUAUUCACAUACCUUGGAGUUCUCCUGAAUUUCCCUGGGAAGAUGGUGUCUAGGACUGUGCUGCUGUUAACAAACAUUUUUACCUGACAUGCCUCUCGCUCCUGCAUGGUUCGCUGGAAUGAACACACCAGGAGAAGGUUAUAGGCCAAAAUAAUUGCUCUGGUGAGCCAUGCUUAGCCCACAGUCCACACGUCAUACCUUCAGUACAGUGGAGAUUCAUCGGAGAUCUAAAUUACAACCCCUGCUCUUCCAGAUGCAGUCUGUAAAGUGCUCUUGGCACUUCUUGCAGUGAUGAACACUGCAAAACUAUAUAUGCGCUGCACUGUUCAGUACUUGUCUGUGCCCGUUGGCAAGAAAAGCUGAACCACUUUAUCAGUGCUGAUAGUCACAAAGCUUUUGGGCACCUGCAAGAACAGGGCAGAUCACGCCUCUCUGAGCCUCCUUGACAGCCUGUGAGCUGAGAGGCUUUCCUGCAAUGCUGACACGACAGUUCGUCAGACUGCAUAGGUGUAGCCCUUCAGGAAAGAAAUGAAGAUAUAUGAGACCUACUGAAACUGCUUCUACAUUGUUUUUCCUUGGGAAGCCUUGCUAAUGUGUACCACUACCUGCACAUGGUAACUCAUCUGUCUACGCAGAAUACGUUUUCAAAACCAUAAUGCUUUUAUGAUGCCAGGAACCAGUACGACGUCUGCUCUGGUGCUACAGUAUCAGCAAAUGAAGAGUGAGGAAUAUUUCUCUACCAGAAGUUUCAACACACUAGAGAAUGUUGGCAUGACUUCUGCUGACAGAGGAAAGUUCUCCUCAAAGGUUUUUAAUACUCAGAGUAAUGAAACUUCAGCUAAAGAGCUCUCUCUGGGAAGAUGCCCCUUACUAACUCAUACUGACCGAGAGGACAAAGCACCAGUUUCAGGAAUCUGUGAACAUCUUAAGGUUACUGAAGAAUCUGAAGCUGAGAUUUUAAAGUAUGAUUUAGAGAUACCACCUGAAGCCAAAGUCUUAUCAGUACCACUUUCUUAUUUCCCACCUGCGAUGCAGCAACUGAUGUCAGCCAGAACUAAAAAUGACCCUGAAGUAAGGGAGGCUACAGAAAUACCAACUGUUACUUAUAUUUGGCCAGUAAUAAAAAUGGAAGAGGCUUCCAAACCCUUUUGGGACAAUUUUCCAAAGUCCUUAAUUCCAACUAGCACAAAUUUAGCAAGACCUUGUUCUAGUCCUGAUACAGUAACUGAAGAUGUGAAAAGUUCCCAGAUAACCCCAGUGAAACAGUUUGCAGGAGAAAAGCUAGUCAGCAAGACAGCAAGAUCAUAUCCCCUUAUUGUAAAGUCAUCUAACAGCGUUGUUUCAGGAAUUUUAAGGUCAUUGACCGAUAUCAAGUAUAAGGAUUAUAAAAAUGUUUUACCACUUUCAUCUGUCAGCCCUACUGAAGAGAAAAUGAAAAUUCCAAUCCUUAGGGAAAAUGCUGUGAUGAUUCAUAAUGGGAAAGUCUACCUCCUGUAUGUAAAGAGUCACGAAGUUUUGCCACUAAAAAUAGAAAUACAAAGACGAAAUACGUUGCUUAGGAAGACCACAAUUUGUUUCAUUCCUUGCAGAGCUAUCCAUGACAUAACUACCAAAGCUUCAGAUACACUCCUGUCAAGACAGUGUGUUGCAAAACAGAACAUAAAAUGUCUUCCAACCCUUGCUACCCACCAAGAUGAAAUUUCAAAGGUAACACAUUUCUUUUCACACAGGAUGACUACCAUGUCUCAGCCCAAGCAGUGCUGUCCUCUAAGUGGGAAAGGACAACAGGCAUUACUCAACAAGACUGAUUUCCCAUCCGAAGAAGACUUGCAACCAAGAAAUUGGAAAGAAGUACGUAAGGAAGAAGACAACGAACUAAGGAAGGAAUUUGGUAUUCUUAAAGAUGUAAGAGUCCAUCUCACAAGGAUAAGUACCAGUGAACUUACAAAGGAUUCUGACAAAGCUUCUACAUUUAAAUGGAAGUUCCUCAGCAAGGCUGCCUUCCCAUCCAAAGAAGGCUUGCAAAAAACAAGAGGGAAAGAAGCAUGUCAGGAAGAAGACAAUGAACUAAAAAAAGUAUUUGGCAUUAUUGAAGAUGGCAAGAGUCUAUUUCAAGAGGACAGCAAUUUAAUAUAACUCCCUUGUUCAAGUUCUUAAUCUGCAGCAAAGUCAGUUAUCAAUAACAAAUCAGUAUUUCUUUUAGAUCUAUUAUCUCUUGUUCAAUCUGUACCAUUAAACUUAAUUUUGUCAGCUGGAUUUUAAACCAACAACUCCUGCUCCUUCCAAGAUCUCUGAGAAUGAUCUGCUUUUAGUGUCUCACAUAAUAUCAAAAUGUGCCCCAGAAAUCAAUCUGCCAUUUCUUUGCAGAUUAUAUUCAAUUUGUUACAUUUUGUCAUUUUCUGCUGACUUUAUAGUCAGUAGUUCUUUGUAGUUCGUUACUGAAGUAAUAAAAAGAUGCUUUACCUCCUUUAAACUGUUCCUUCUUUCUUUCUGUUUUGUGUUCCUUUCAUGAAAAUUAAUUUUAUGUAGAGGUUGCAAUACUGG